Molecule: messenger RNA, 420 nt
Organism: Ilex paraguariensis (yerba mate)
Lineage: Eukaryota; Viridiplantae; Streptophyta; Magnoliopsida; Aquifoliales; Aquifoliaceae
Source: the annotation of a GenBank genome assembly
AUGCAAAGUGAAGGGACUGAAGUCAUGAGGAAACGCAAGAAAACAGCUGUGGAGGAGAAUGAAUUGGUGGUGGCCGAUGAAGCUUUUGUAGGAAUUGCAGGGGAAGAAACUGAGACAAAUGCUGUUGGGUCUGAGCAGAUGGAUCUUGACAUCACUCACAUUCUUGAAAAGAUCGAGCGCUUUACUCAGCUGGUAGAUGUGCUCAAUGAUGUACCUUAUGCGAUUGAGCAUGGGAAGUCACUCCUGAAAGAAUUGAGUAUUGAAUUUGAGGAACGGAUGAUUUUAAUACAUAAGGAACAGAUGGAAAAAUGGCAGGAUGAUAUCAAGGAAUUGCGCUUGCUUGAUGCCUCAAAUGAGGAGAUCAAUGCUCUUUUGCACAAUGCUAGAUUUCUACUUCAGCACGUUCAUAGCGACACCUGA